CUAGAGUCCCAACGAGGCAGCGUAUGCAGCUCGAACAACCACAAGACUGCCUAAUACAAGUUAACUUGACACCAUGGGGAUUCAGGGACUGCUUCAGUUCAUCAAGGAAGCUUCGGAGCCCAUCAACGUGAAGAAGUACAAAGGGCAGGCAGUAGCUGUGGAUACCUACUGUUGGCUCCACAAAGGAGCUAUUGCUUGUGCCGAAAAGCUAGCCAAAGGGGAACCCACAGAUAGGUAUGUAGGAUUUUGUAUGAAGUUUGUUAAUAUGCUGCUGUCCCAUGGGGUCAAGCCCAUUCUUGUCUUUGAUGGAUGUACCUUACCUUCUAAAAAGGAAGUGGAGAGAUCUCGACGAGAGAGACGACAAAGCAACCUUCUUAAAGGGAAGCAGCUCCUGCGAGAGGGCAAGGUGUCAGAAGCGCGGGACUGCUUCACCCGCUCCGUCAACAUCACACACGCCAUGGCCCACAAAGUGAUAAAAGCUGCUCGGGCCCUGGGAGUGGACUGCCUGGUGGCUCCCUAUGAAGCUGAUGCUCAGUUGGCCUAUCUUAACAAAGCUGGAAUUGUGCAAGCCGUCAUCACAGAGGACUCGGACCUCCUCGCCUUUGGCUGUAAGAAGGUGGUUUUGAAAAUGGACCACUUUGGAAAUGGACUGGAAGUGGACCAGGCCCGGCUGGGCAUGUGCAAGCAGCUUGGGGACGUGUUCACGGAGGAGAAGUUCCGGUACAUGUGUAUCCUGUCGGGCUGCGACUACCUCUCCUCCCUGCGCGGGAUCGGCUUAGCAAAGGCCUGCAAAGUGCUGAGGCUGGCCAAUAACCCGGAUAUCGUCAAGGUUAUCAAGAAAAUUGGGCAUUACCUCAAGAUGAACAUAACGGUGCCUGAGGAUUACAUCACAGGAUUUAUUCGAGCCAACAAUACUUUCCUCUACCAGCUGGUGUUCGACCCCAUCCAAAGGAAGCUGGUCCCUUUGAAUGCUUACGGAGAUGACGUUAACCCGGACACCCUGAGUUAUGCUGGGCAGUAUGUCGAUGAUUCUGUGGCUCUGCAGAUAGCACUUGGAAACAGAGACGUGGAUACUCUGGAGCAGAUUGACGACUACAGUCCGGACACUAUGCCUGUCCACUCAAGAAGUCAUAGCUGGAAUGACAAAGUGUGUCAGAAGUCACCUAAUAGCAUAUGGCACAGAAACUAUUGUCCUAGACUUGAGGCAAAUGGUGUUUCCCAUGCUCCUCGGUUGACGGAAAAUUCAAGCACUGUGGAACUUAAACAAGUAAUUACCACUAAAGGGUUAAAUCUUCCCAGGAAGUCUUCCUUGGUAAAGAGACCAAGAAAUGAGGCUCUGUCCGAAGAUGACCUAUUGGGUCAGUAUUCUUCAUUUACAAAGAAGACCAAGAAAAACAGCUGUGGAGAUAGCGCAUCUUCUAACUCUUCCGAAAUAUCUGUGCCCAACCUGGAUAACGGGACGGCUCGCGGGGCAGAUGCACACACUCCGUCUAGGAUAAGGAAUAAAUUCGCAGUGUUUUUACGGAGGAAGAACGAGGACAGUGGUGCAGUUGUGGUUCCGGGCACCAGAAGCAGGUUUUUUUGCAGUUCUCCAGAUUUUGACAACUUUGUACCUAAAAAAGCAAGCAUUCAACCUCUAAAUGAAACUGCUGUCACAGGCAAAGCCACUACCAGCCUCAGAGCACCGGACUGUCCAGACACUAAAGGCCUUGGAGCACCGGACUGUCCAGACACAGAGGGCCUCAGAACACCAGACUGUCAAGGCACAGAGGGCCUCAGAACACCAGACUGUCCAGGGACAGAGGGUCUCAGAGCAUCAGACAAUCAAGGCACAGAGGGCCUCGGAUCACCAGACUGUCCAAGCACCGAAGGCCUUGGAGCAUCGGACUGUCCAGACACAGAGGGACAGAAACUGGUUGACAUAAAUGGAGCGCAGGAUCCAAGUGCUCAGAUCCCAGGCAAUGAGACUGUGUCUCCUGAUGGUGAGGCUCAGUCUGAGACCAGCAAAUUUGUGGGGACUGUUUCCCCGCCCACUCUGGGGACACUAAGAAGUUGUUUCAGUUGGUCAGGAACUCUGGGAGAUUUUUCAAGAACUCCUAGUUCCUCUCCAAGCACUGUGUUGCAGCAGUUCCGAAGAAGGAGCGAGUCCUCCACCUGGCUGCCCAAGACGUGUGCUGUGACUGACACGUGUCAGUCAAAGAAUGAGAUGUCAAGUACUAAGUCUCCACCCUUGCAUGAGGUGGGCCAGGCCUCCCGAUCCCAGGAAAGCAUAGACUCUCUGUACAGUUUAAAUGCAUCAAGUCUUUCCCAGCCUUCCAGUAAGGAUUCGGAUUCAGAGGAAUCGGACUGUAACAAUACGUCACUUGAUAAUCAAGGCAGUGAGAACUCCAAGCAACAGUCACCUCCCUUUUCAAAGGAGAACACACUUGUAAGGAACAAGGUUCCUGGGCUGUGUAGGGCUAGUUCUAUGGACUGUCUUUCUACCACUAAGAUCAAGCCCCUGGUGCCAGCCCGAGUCAGUGGCCUGAGUAAGAAGCCAGGAAGCAUCCAGAAGAGAAAACACCGUGAUGCGGAGAACAAGCCGGGGCUGCAGAUAAAGAUCAACGAGCUCUGGAAAAACUUCGGGUUUAAAAAAGAUUCUGAAAAGCUUUCUUCUUGUAAGAAGCCCCUGUCUCCAGUCAAGGAUAACAUUCAACUCACUCCAGAGACAGAAGAUGAAAUCUUCAACAAGCCUGAGUGUGCGCGUGCUCAGAGAGCAAUAUUCCACUAAGUGAGGGCCGCCGCCUUCAGGAAAACCUU
Chionomys nivalis (European snow vole) is the source of this 2799-nucleotide messenger RNA. RefSeq names its product exonuclease 1 (gene Exo1). The record is from RefSeq and is a predicted model, not a curated record. Bases 74 to 2770 code for a protein of 898 amino acids. NCBI's taxonomy places the organism in Eukaryota, Metazoa, Chordata, Mammalia, Rodentia, Cricetidae. Gene Ontology annotation, biological process: DNA recombination; mismatch repair. The transcript has 14 exons. Gene Ontology annotation, cellular component: nucleus. Gene Ontology annotation, molecular function: metal ion binding; DNA binding; 5'-3' DNA exonuclease activity.